Exophiala oligosperma is the source of this 2649-nucleotide messenger RNA. RefSeq lists its product as uncharacterized. The coding region runs from base 40 to 2298 and encodes 752 amino acids. The transcript has 2 exons. Gene Ontology annotation, molecular function: 5'-flap endonuclease activity. The record is from RefSeq and is a predicted model, not a curated record. Lineage: Eukaryota; Fungi; Ascomycota; Eurotiomycetes; Chaetothyriales; Herpotrichiellaceae.
GUCAGAUCCUGACUGAGGACAAUGAUGAUAUAGUAACCGAUGGGGAUCCCAGGCAUCUUCAAGGAGAUCGGCAAGGGCGAGCGAAUUGCAUUAGCGAAGCUCGCCAUUGAGCAUCUUGAGAAAUCGAAGCGACCACUUCGAAUAGCCAUUGAUGCAGCAAUAUGGAAUUUCCAGACUCAAUCCGGCCAAGGCGGGAAGAAUCCUGCCUUGAGGACCCUUUUCUACCGGCUUGUUAAACUACUUGCUCUCCCCAUCGACCCAGUGUUUGUCUAUGAUGGCAAGAACAAGCCCCUCACUAAGCGGGGACGAACAGUAUCUCGAUAUGGCACAUGCAUCUCGAACGAAAUGUCGAAGAAGUUGAUCCAAGCGUUCCGAUUUCCAUACCACACUGCUCCGGGUGAAGCUGAAGCUGAGUGUGCAAUGCUACAGAGCAAAGGUCUAGUUGACGCCGUCAUGAGCCAGGAUGUGGAUGCAAUCAUGUUUGGCUCAACUCUAACGUUGAGAGACUGGUCGAAGGAGGCUUCCAAGCAUAACAAGUCGCCUACGCAUGUCAGUGUCCUUGACCAUCUCAGGAUUAAAUCUCUUUCUGGUUUGGAUCCUGACGGGAUGAUCUUGGUGGCUUUAUUGAGUGGUGGUGACUAUGAUGAAGCUGGUGUCGCCGGAGUUGGUUCGACUUUGGCAUGUGAGAUUGCACGGGCUGGCUUUGGAGGCGACCUCCUCGACUUGGUGCGCAAGGCUGAUGAGGAUGGUGUCAAGGAAUGGCGGGAACGUCUUCAAUACGAGCUUGAAACGAAUGAGAGUGGCUACUUCAAGAUGAAAAGGAAGUUGGUCAAGAUCCCAGAGACGUUUCCCAACCGCAGAAUACUGAAUUACUAUCUAAACCCUGCUGUGACGCCCGAGGCCGAAUUGCUGAACCUGGAAAGAAAGUGGCAGCAGGCAUGGGAAUCCGAAGUUGAUAUUCUAGCUAUGCGAGAAUAUGUCCGAGAGAUGUUCGAAUGGGAUUUCAAGCCAGGAGCCUGGAAAUUUGUGAGGGUAAUAGCACCGGCGCUCCUUGCAAACAGAUUACUACGCACGCAACAAAGUGGGAUUCACUCAGCGGAUCAGAUCACCGAGCGCAGGAAACAUUUCAUAACCGAUGGAAUUCCCGAGCUCAGAGUAACUAUGAUCCCAUCAGAGGUUGUCGGGAUCGACCUGGGUGCGGAGAAAGACAGUCCGGAGUAUCUUGAAAGUCUGACCGCAGAUGAUGAAGGCCAGGGCUUACUCGAAGUUGACAAUGAUGAAGAGGCCGAGGCAGCUCCACCAAGUCCAUCAAAGAAGAGAAAAGUGCCGCCUUGGCUACCAGAUGCACCAGAGAAGGUCUGGAUUGCCGAAAUGAUAGUAGAUGCCGGCGCUCGAGAUCAUCUGCAAGAAUGGCGUCGGUUACAAGAAGAAGCUGCGAACGAUCCCAAGAAGUUUGCGGCUCGGAAAUGCAAGAAAAAAAAUGAGACUAAGUCGAAAGCAGCAAGUGUCAUGCCAACGGGGGCAAUUCUGAAUUACAUGUCUGCUUCGAAACCAUGCAGCCAGCCAGUAACAUCAAGAAACACGAGACUUGGUGCUUCUUCUCUUCGUGGCCAGGACAGUGGUGACACAACCACAGGCCUCUCACCGCCGCCGAAGUUGAUACCUAGCCAGAGACUGCUAGCUAGUCCACCGACCAUGCAUGACUUUUUCAAGGUCAACAAGAGUAACCACCAAUUGGAUGUUCCAGCCAAUCCUCUCAGAAACAUCCCGAACACUCCAUCGCGGAAGAAAGCUGUCGAUGAACGUGUUGCCCUGAAAUCUUCUUCUAUGCAGCCGAGUAAAGAGAGUACGGAAAAGCAACCCGCUGGAGACUUAAGCCUUCCACAUCCCGAAGGUAAGUCGGAAUCGGUAAUAAAGAGGAACAGGAGGAGACGAGAACAAAGACUCUGCACCGAAAAGGUGCUCAAUCCAAACGAAGAUUCAGAGGACGGCAUCCCUACAAGUCCCAAGCGGUCGAUCGAAAGUUUCUUCGCGCCUUAUAUAACUGCAAACCAGGCCAAGCAGACUUCAGCUAGUGCUUUGACAAGUAUUGCGGGGAAUAGUGCAAUUCACAUACCUCCCGAGCUCACAACUGGCCUCAACACGAGCUUUUCGGCUAGACACGUCCAGGCUUUGCCUCGAGACAGUCUUCCUGGGACGUGGAGGGAAGUCGAUGGCGAACCAAGCCCGAAAGGUGGACUUAACUCAUCGCAAGCACGGCGGAGACGAGUGAGCAUAGUGGACCUGAUUGGAAAUUGACCCCUGAUGGUCCUGAUCAAGGUCUCUUGACCUUCCAAAAAUCCUUAUUCUCGAAGAAGGUUUUGCUUCUGGUGAUCUCUACGGCGGCAGCCUCGAUUGUGGCAAUGGCACUAGGUUUCUCAAUGCGGACUUUGGCAACUGUGUGGCCGUAAUUCAGGGUAACAACUUGUGCUACUGCAGAUGCAAGAGCCUCGAUUGUAUGAUACGAUGACCCUUUUACCCGCUGUGGAUGCAUGUGUUAGCGAAUUGGAAUGUGGCGUAGCGUAUUGGAAUAUACCUCAAUGAUUUCAUCGACCAUGUCGUGUAGCUCAGCAGUGUAAUGCGUUUCAGUUGGCUCGGGACCAAGAGCGG